CAGGACGUUUUGAUUGCCAUCAUUCUUGGCACACUCAUGAUGAUUGCAAAUGCGGACUUCUUCUUCUCUCAUUUCCGGAUCUACAAGAUCUACGUCGUGCUGCGAAGAUCCCUCUUCAAGGACGUGCUCGGAGCUGCUUUUUUGGGUCUCGGAUGUUUGGCUUUGCACGGCCUAUGGCCUGAUGCCAAGGGUCCCGGCAUUGCGUUGCACUUGGCAUCCCUAGCAGCUUGGGUAGGAUGCGGCGUGCAGACCAACCCCCUCCUCUCAGCUGGCCUUUGGGCUGGCGGCCGAAAUCAGAUGACCAAGGUGCAGCUUUUCCUGAGAAUUCUCGCGCAGGUGGCGGGAUCCGUCAUCGCUUUCGCUGCUUUUGGGCUGUACUACUCUUUCCGCUUCCCUGGAGAAGGUCCGUUCAGUCACUUCCUUGGCCUCGAGAGCGCCUGUAGCGCUGCGGCCACCUUUGUUGCCACGGUGGCCCACAUCAGAGUCCGAGAUGCUCAAUCUCAGAAGGAUUUGGCGAAGGUGUCCUGAGCGACAACGGAAGCCACAAACUCAAAAAAAGACUAGCCC
Durusdinium trenchii is the source of this 567-nucleotide messenger RNA. NCBI's taxonomy places the organism in Eukaryota, Dinophyceae, Suessiales, Symbiodiniaceae. The record is from the annotation of a GenBank genome assembly.